AUGUAAUAACUUGAUAAAGAUAUUCUGGUUAGUGAAGUAGUUCAAAUUAGAAACACAAAGACAGGCAGUUAUUUGGCUGCUACAGGAUUUAAUACUUAGGAAAAGGGAUUUUUGUUUACUAGUACAAUAAAUAUAAAUAAUUAUUACGUGGUUGGAAGUGAUGAUCCAUAUAAUCAUUAUACACUUUGGACUAUAGUUAAAGUUUUUGACGAUACAAAUAGAAUAAAUUAUGGCGAUAUUGUUUUUCUCAAGAAUUUGAGUACUAAAUUGUUUUUGAUAUACGAAUUUGAGAAAUAGUCAGAAGUUUCUAAUUAAGUCAGAGUUUCAUUGAGUGAAAAACGAUAAGAAAAUUUUCCAUUGAUUUUGCAAUAAUAAGGAGAAUAUAUAUUUUCUUCCAAGUAAUGUAGCAUUUAGAGUAAUAUGCAUUUAAAGAUCUAAACUACAAAAUUAACUCAUUUCUUAUAGACCUCAAAUAAAAAUUAUACUUCUAAACAGGUUAAAGAUUAUAAGGAAAUAUCAUGUGGAAAGGAAAGUGAUUAUACUAAUUGGGAAAUUCUUAAAUUGAAUGAAGAGAGACAAUAAUUUUUUGAAAUUCAACCAACAUUGUAAUUGAAAAUAAAUGCCCAAGAAAUCCUUGAUAGUGAUAAAAUAAUAAUCAGAAAUUACAAAAGUGGAUACUCUUUACAUUCACACAAAAAUAAAUAUACAUCUACUGGAAUGCAAGAAGUUACAUGUUUUGGCUAUGAGAGAGAUGGUAUUGUUAUUUAUUUAACAUGAUAGUCAAUGAUUGGUGGGUUAUACAAUAAACUUACCAGAUGGCCUCAAAGUAGAUCUAAGAUCAAAUGCCUAUAAAUUUAGUUCAUUAAGAAACAAUCAAAUUUUUGAGUGUAGAUGAGUAAAAUCUUGCUAAAUCCAAGAACGGUAACUAAGUCAGAGCCACAUAAUCGUCUAUGCAAUAAUCAUUCAUUAUUUCAAGUAUUUCUAUAAUUAUCAUUUUAUAGCUAUUGAUAAUUAAUCUCUGAUUAUUGGUAAACCAUUUUUCUUGUUUUAUUAACCACUCAAUAAAUAUUUGUGUUAAGGACCAUCGAUUUCAGAAAUGCAAUAAUCCUAAUAUGAAGCUAUAAUGGUAGAUAAAAUAACAACUUCAUGUUUAUGGGUUAUUGAAAAAAAAAUUAAAUGA
This is a messenger RNA of Paramecium octaurelia, 1180 nucleotides long. Lineage: Eukaryota; Ciliophora; Oligohymenophorea; Peniculida; Parameciidae. The record is from the annotation of a GenBank genome assembly.